ACAACAAACAUGGCGUCGCCGGAGCGGUAUCAGGAACGCGAAUCACUGAAAAAGGAUAUCAGCCAAGAUGAUGGGGGCAAAAAAGCAGCUCCGAUAUCUUUCGGUUUUAGUAAAACACUGAUCAAGGUCAAAUCCGGGAAAGCGGAGGAGCGAGAUUAUUUAGUUGAAGUCGAAGGAAAAGAGCUAAAAGGAACCAAACCGGUGGAGAAACCAAAGGAGUUGAUCAUCCCAUUGAUCCACAAGAACCGCUGGUACCGACAGGAUGCUGAGCGAGGGGACAAAACCAGCGAAGAGAAGACCGAAGACCCGUCACAGGGGAAGCAGGACACGGUCGAGUCUCAAGCUGUCAAAGAACUCAUCGAAGAGUCUCAGAAGUACCAGGACAGAUGGAAGAAUGGACCGCAGUCGGAUCCGAACUUUGCUAUUCCUCUUCUCAUGCAGAACCAGGUCCCUGAUGGCUUGGAGGAUGGAGAUAAAGUCAAUGUGGAUCUGCGACCAGAGUCGUCCACAGAGGCCGACUAUGAGCGUGUGCCUGUGGAGGCUUAUGGAUUGGCCAUGCUGAAGGGAAUGGGCUGGAAGCAAGAAGAAGGAAUCGGACGCACAUUUAAACAAGAUGUGAAGCCCAUAGAGCAUCAGUUGAGGCCUAAAGGGUUGGGUUUGGGUGCUGAUCGAUCUGCCAUUAAAGACCUGGAGCCCGGAGUCCCCAAGAGACCACCUAAACCUGGAGAUGAGAAGGGUAAAGAGGAGGAGACUCUGGUUCUGGGGCCUGGAGGAUGUGUGCAGGUCCUGGCAGGAGCACAUAAAGACCUGUACGGAAAGAUAGAGGGAGUGGAUCCAGAUAACGGCAGAGUUGUAGUCAAACUCGCCAUUGGCGGCAAGACGGUGACCAUCAUUCAGCACUCCAUCAAACUAGUCACACGCAAAGAAUACGACAAAUACAGCAAAGACCUCAGUCGUCUUAGUAAAGCACACAAGGACAAAGGAAAGAGAAAAGAGCGGGAACAGAAGAGGGAACAAGAGCAGAAGUCAAACGGCAAAGAUGAGAGAGGAAAGACAGAUAGAAGUCGAGAGAAAGACAGAGACCAGAAGAAAAGAAAACACAGAGAAUCAAGCACAGAACGAGAGAAGCCUCCGCCAGCUAAGGAGUCUCGCUCUUCUCCACCGGCUCCAUCAUGGCUCCAGCGGGACCUCCGUGUGCGCUUCAUUGAUAAAGCUUUCAAAGGAGGAAAAUACUACAACUCUAAGAUGAGAGUGGAGGACGUCUUGACCCCUCACACCUGCGUUUGCCGUACAGAAGAGGGCAGACUGCUGGACGAUAUUAGACAGAAAAUGCUGGAGACGAUUGUACCCAAGAACGACUCUGACUAUAUAAUGGUGGUUCUGGGAGAACACAGAGGACAGGUGGGUCGCAUCCUGAAAGCGGGACAGAGAGAAGUGUCGAGCGAUGGUUCAGCUGGAUCGAUACGAGGAACGGGUUUCACUCUCGACUACGCACCAUCUGUCAUUAUGUGGGCGGGACGGAUCACUGAGCACCCAAUUGGAUGAUG
Danio aesculapii is the source of this 1547-nucleotide messenger RNA. RefSeq names its product G patch domain and KOW motifs (gene gpkow). Gene Ontology annotation, biological process: mRNA splicing, via spliceosome. Gene Ontology annotation, cellular component: spliceosomal complex. Gene Ontology annotation, molecular function: nucleic acid binding. Bases 10 to 1545 code for a protein of 511 amino acids. The record is from RefSeq and is a predicted model, not a curated record. The transcript is spliced from 11 exons. NCBI's taxonomy places the organism in Eukaryota, Metazoa, Chordata, Actinopteri, Cypriniformes, Danionidae.